Ornithodoros turicata is the source of this 486-nucleotide messenger RNA. RefSeq lists its product as uncharacterized. Bases 73 to 486 code for a protein of 137 amino acids. The record is from RefSeq and is a predicted model, not a curated record. Lineage: Eukaryota; Metazoa; Arthropoda; Arachnida; Ixodida; Argasidae. The transcript is spliced from 5 exons.
GACUUCGAGAGUGUACAUUCCCAAGAGUCAGUGGCAGCCGGAGCACAACUAAGAGGCCAGAGACGUCAGGGGAUGCCAGACUAUGAUUUUCAACACGUAGUGCUGAAGAACUUGAAUAUAAUAAGACUCGUUCUCCAGCAACAAGGGGAGCUGUUGUCCAGCCUUAUUCCUCCUCAGCCUUCGUUAACAGAAGCUGUAAAGCUGCUUGAGGGCCCAUUGGAAUCUACCGAUCAACUUCAACAAUUUGAAGAGGGGCUUACAAAGCAACAAGAGAAACACUUUGUUCUAGAGCUUUCACUGCUUGGCGGCCACAAUACAAAGGUUGCUGUGCGGAGGAUGUUAUCCUACGUGAUUACUGAUGAACUUGGGAGACAGUACAGCUGGGAGGGAAAGAAGGGGAAGCUUCCUUUUAGGGACCUCCGCCUGCCAGGAUUAAUCCUUCGUAAGCAAUCCAUUUCGUUUGAUACUCAGAUUUGUCUUGAAUAG